Molecule: messenger RNA, 12523 nt
Organism: Monodelphis domestica (gray short-tailed opossum)
Lineage: Eukaryota; Metazoa; Chordata; Mammalia; Didelphimorphia; Didelphidae
Source: RefSeq, a predicted model, not a curated record
UUUAGAGGUUUAUUAAAGGUUAAAGAUUAAAGAAUAUACAAGUAAGACAUAUGUGCCUAGGCCAGAGGCCUAGACCAAAUAACCUCACAUCACGCAAGAGCCCGCCUGCUCCAAAAAGGAAGUCCAAAAAGAGCCAAGAGAGCCCUCAAAAGCCAUUGAAUCAGCUUAAAUACCUUCUCGAUCUCGGCCCAGGUGAGAUUACAAGGCAUUCUGGGGAAGUGGAGCAAAGGCUCAUGGGGAUUGUAGUCCUGUAUUUGAGUCUAUUUUUUACAUUCCCUCGUGUGAUCAUUUGCAAAAAAAAAUAAUUUUUUUCCAAAGGAUCAUGAAAACAUAAUCAAUUUAAAGAUUACAAUAAUUUGAGGAUAAGAGAAAGAAAAGAAUAAAACCAAUAAUUACUGGACGCAUUGACAGAAAGCCAGUUAGGGGGCAGUCCCCUUUGGCAUGAAAGUAUGCAUGCAAAUAAAUGUUCAUUAACCACACCCAAAGUUCAAUUUUGUGCAAUUUGUGGUCUGGAGGCUUCUUCCUGGUGGCUUCUCCAACAGUUCAGUUCUGGAUUCAGAGAGGUAGCAUCUUCUUUACCUAAAAUUCUUCUCAAAAGGAAUUUAAACUUUGCAAUUUAAAUAAUGAUUUUUUUUUACAUUCCCCCGUGUUGUGGGUGAUUGAAAGAUUCAGAAUCAGUUAGGGAUGCAUGGCUGAGGUAUGAGGUAUAUGAAUCAAUUGGCAAGAGAUAUUAAAAAGACAUCAGAAAAUCCAAAAGAAAAGAAAAAUUUUGGGAUGAAAAUAUAGACUAUCAAAGUCUUAUGUGUAAAAAUUCCAAGUAGAAGAAAAAUAAAUCUGUAACACUUUUUGAUCUCCCUCUUCACAAAGGAAAUCAUAAGAUUUUGAUCUUGAAGCAGCCUUUAAGAUUUAGGUACAGUUUAGAGGGAGCAAUCUGCUGUAGAUGAUGGAGUGAGAUUGCUUGAGCAGGUGGAGGGGUUGGCUUAGGUUAAAGUGAAAGAUCAACCUAAUAUGUGAGAUAGGAGUGAAGGAGCAGAUGGUGGCAGAUGAAUGAUAGGAGAUAGGGAAAAUGGGAGAAGAGGGAAAUCAAGAUAAAAGGUCUGUUUUUUUCUGUAAAAUGAGGCAACAUUCUCAGCUGAGAGUAUAGGGGGAGGGAGAGCCAUGAAAGGUUUGAGAAAGUUUGAAAAGGCUCAGAAGAGCUACUAGGCUCUAACUAGGCCCUAAGUACCAGCAUUUGCCCUGCAUGUUUACGAAUGUUUCUAAUGAAGGUGGUCCUGGUUGUGAAGGAGGGCAGUGCUAGGAAAAGUGCAAACUCUGGCAGGUCUCAACUAAUAGGUAGGGCAUAUUAUGUGUUUACUACAUGCACAGCAUACACCCAGGAACUUAUAUUCUAUAUGGAGGGACUAGAAGACAUAUACUAAUACACUCAAAGUAAUAGUAAAGUAAGUAUAUAACAGUAUAAUAGCAUCUAAAUCAGUAUACAACAUAUACAAUGGUAUUAAAGUUGGUCUACAAUAUAAAAAAUAUAUAAUAUAAAGUAUACAAUAGCAUUAAAGUCUACUAUAGAUACACAAUAGUAUUAGUAGGGGUGAUGUGGACAAAUACUAACAAACUCAAAAUAAUUAAUAGUAAAGUAUACUGUUAACAUCGAAAUAACGCAGAACUACCAAAGUAGUCAGAAAAUCCAAAUCUUUAAUCAGGAAAGGUAUAAGUCCAAUAUUUGGCCCUUUACUCAGAAUCUGGCGCCACAACUUUUAUAGGGUUUACACCCUGGACUCUGGGGAUAUUUAUUAUCCCUGGGAGUGCCACCACACUAGAUACCGACUCCAAGGAACAAAAGAGUUUGGGGAACUUAUAUACCAUUCUAGAUGACCUGGGGGCUUAGGAUGAGAGGGACAGUUGAUUGACUUUACAAUGGUAAGAAAUUUGGCUACACCAGCCCCAAGAUCUUCAGGUGAGAGUGACCACAUUGAAGGAACAGAAGAAUCUGAGAAGCCAAUUUUGGGCUAAAAAAAAAAAAGAGGCCAGAGAAAGGCAUAGGUUCAAAUCCUGCCUUAGAUACUUGCUGGCUGGAAGAUCCUGAAGCAGGUCUUUUGGAGUCCUGGCAUUUCGACAAGACUAGAUAGAUGGCUGACGAGGCGCCGACCUGUACUAGUAAAGGGAGUUUCCUCACUUGGGACGUCUCUAUGAAUACAAAUGAGAUGAAGGCGAUUCCAAAAGGGAAUAGGCAGCCUCACGGGAUCGUGGGCACCUCAGCACUGGAGUUCAAGGACAGCCGGGACAGCCUCUCUCCAGGUACCAGGGGAUGGAUGGAGGCUGGAAGGAAGCGCCAGACGCAUGCGCCUGUCUCUCUCCUCCCCUCCCCUCCCCCAAGGCACUUCUCACCGAACCAGGACAAAUCUGGGUCACUGGAGGAAGGUGUGAAACCCGUGGACUCUGGUUCCUCUAGGGAAAAGGGCCGCCAGCGGGAUGUAGUUGGCUUUUUACCACUGUCGGUAGGGCGCACAGGUCCUACCCCUCCUAAGGGAUUGGUGGAGGCACAAGCCACGUGACCGAGGCCGGAAACCGAAGAGGGUUGUGCGUGGGGUAGCAUUUUGACAAUAACAAACCCGGGUCAGAGCAGAAGCUGGAAACAUGGCCGAGGCGGCGAGGCCCCCGCGUCGGACCAAGGCCAAGGCCAGCCGGGCUAAAACCAAGGAAAAGAAGAAAUAUAGUGAAGUUUUUGAGAAAGAAGAAUUUGAUGAGGUGGAAUUCCCUGAAGCUCCCAGAGAGCAAAAAAUAUCUUCCCCAGCCAGGGAAGUCUUAGCAGCAUGUCCUGAGGCAUUAACUGAGGUUCAGUUGCAGGAUGUAGGUCAUCUAGAUACUGUGAAGGAAAUGGUUGAUAUCCCACUUACUUCCUUAACUUUAGAUGUUGAAGAAUCCCAAAUAGGUAACCUAGAUACAAUAAUAGAAGGGGAAGAGGUUAAAGAGCAUCACCUCUGUGAAGAAACUAAGCCAAAGUACAACCCUGAGAAGGAUGUGAACACCAAAGUAGAAAUCUCUCAGGGUCUUAGGGACAGAGCUCAUAGUGGAUCAACACAAUGUGGACUCUCAGAAAACACGUUCCAGUCUAAUCCUUCUGAUCAGCAGGUAACAGGACUGUUACAGGACAGAGGAGCUGAGAGUAAAGAAGGUCAUAGACAAUCUGUUGGCCUUUCUUCAGAGGUACUACAUAAUGUGGGUUUACAGAGUUGUUAUGAAGCCAAAGAAGUCUUUCAAACAACUAGAUUAAAAAAACUCUAUCCUGAACUACCAACGGAAUUCUCUGGAGAAAGACCAGCUUUAAUGGCAGUAAAACCACUGUUGCGGAAUGAGAGACUGUACCCUGAAAUUCCCUCUGACUCAGAAUUGGUACCAUUUACUAAAGAGCAGCUGAAAAUCUUUGAGCCUUGUUCUUGGUUAGAAAAUGUUGAAUCAUACUUAGAAGAAUUUGACAGUAUGGCUCACCAGGACCAUCACGAAUUUUAUGAGUUGCUUUUGAAUUAUUCACGAUGCAGGAAACAGCUGUUGCUGGCUGAGGCUGAAUUGCUCACUUUGACAUCUGAUUGUCAAAAUAUCAAAAGCCGAUUAUGGCAAUUUAAGGAAGAGCAAAUGACUGUACAGGGCAUUUGUGCAGACCAGGUGAAAGUUACAGGAUAUCAUCGCUACCAGGUAGUGGAGAUGAAUGAAAAUGCCCUGGGAGAGCUAAAGAAGGCAUUUGAGGCAAAAUCUGAACAUUUACAUCAGACUCUGGCCCUGCAUUCUUAUACUUCUGUGCUCUCGAGAUUACAAGUAGAGUCCUAUAUUUUUGCACUGCUCAAUAGUCCAGCUGUUCAAAGGUCUUUGUCUGUUCAUCAGCAAGGUCGUGUUUCUAAACAGGCAGAAAGUCUUCCCUCUGAUUUGUGUCAUCUGAAGGAGUGUAUUAGUGUUUUAUUUAUGUUCACCCGGAGAGUUAUAGAAGAUGUACAGUUCUACAAUGAUGUUCUUCUUUGGCUGCAGAAAUUGGUAUCAGUAUUACAAAGAGUUGGAUGCCCUGGGGAUCAUCUAUUCCUCUUAAACCACAUUCUUCGAUGUCCUGCUGGUGUUAGUAAAUGGGCUGUUCCUUUCAUUCAGAUCAAAGUGUUGAAUAAUUCAUCAGGGGUAUUUCAUUUUAUGCAGUCUCUUGCCUUGCUCAUGUCUCCUGUCAAAAAUCGAGCUGAGUUUAUGUGCCACAUGAAGCCAAAUGAAUGGAAGCCUUCUUCCCCUGGACCUGAGUCUGGAAACUGGACACUAGUAGAUGAAGGAGGAGAAGAGGAUGAAGAUCCUGAGACAAGUUGGAUUCUCCUUAGUGAAGAUGACUUGAUUGCUAUUUUGUCACAGUUCCCAUUUCAUGAACUCUUUAAGCACUUCCUUGGAUUUCAAGGGAAAGGUGAUUAUUUACCUGAAACAACAAGACCUCAAGAGAUGAUGAAAAUUUUUGCCUUUGCCAACUCAUUAGUGGAACUUCUGGCUGUUGGAUUAGAAACCUUCAAUAGAGCACGAUAUAGGCAAUUUGUGAAACGAAUUGGUUUUAUGAUUAGAAUGACACUUUGUUAUGUGAGUGACCACUGGGCCCAAUAUGUGAGCCACAACCAAGGCUAUGGAUCAGUUAUGCAGCCAUAUUCAGUGGAGAAGCUCCAGAUUGAAUUUGAUGAGCUGUUUCUCAGAGCUGUCCUGCAUGUGCUGAAAGCUAAAAGGUUGGGCAUUUGGCUUUUUAUGUCAGAGAUGCCCUUUGGAACAUUAUCAGUCCAGAUGCUUUGGAAACUCUUCUACCUCAUGCACCAUGCAGAGAAUGAAAAUUUGGAGAAGCUCUCUUCUACAGUCCAGCCUAAUGAGUGCAAGUACCAGCUUCAAGACACAGAACAUCUUGUGAGUUUUGAGAAUUAUAUUUCUACCAUGAAUAGCUCAGAAGAAAUUUGCCUUCUUACCACUUUUGCUCAGAUGGCUCAGGCAAGAAGGACCAAUGUGGAUGAAGACUUCAUAAAAGUUAUUGUGCUGGAGAUUUAUGAGGUGAGCCAGGUAGCCUAUGUUAGCCUUUCUACCAGAGAGACUUUUUCAAAAGUUGGUCGAGAGCUUUUGGGAUCUAUUACUGCUGUUCAUCCUGCAAUCAUUUCUAUUCUUUUGGAUAGAGUUAAGGAGACCGUUGACCAAGUUGGAAUGGUUUCCCUAUACUUAUUUAAAGAGCUGCCUUUGUAUCUGUGGCAACCAUCUACCUCUGAAAUAGCUGUGAUUCGGGAUUGGUUACUGAAUUACAAUUUGUCAGCUGUGAAGAAUAAAUUGGCCUGUGUUAUUUUGGAAGGAAUGAACUGGGGAUUUGGUGAACAGGAUACACUUCAUCUGGAUCAGACUAUUCAUGCUGAAGUGGCUUUAAUGAUUCUUGAAGCUUACCAGAAGUACCUUGCUCAGAAACCAUAUGCUGGAUUACUUUCUGAAAGCAUAAAACAGGUUUCAUAUUUGGCCAGUAUUGUACGUUAUGGAGAGACACCUGAGACCUCAUUUAACCAAUGGGCUUGGAAUUUGAUUCUGAGGUUAAAACUUCACAAAAAUGAUUAUGGAAUGCAACAGAAUUGUCCAACGGUUCCUUUCUCGAGCACCGUACCAGAUAUGAAUGAAUCACCCACAUUUCAUCCCCUACUGAAGGCUGUGAAGGCAGGCAUGCCCAUUGGCUGUUAUCUAGCCUUAUCCAUGACAACUGUGGGCCAUAGCAUUGAGAAAUUUUGUGCAGAAGGUAUUCCAUUGUUGGGAAUUCUGGUCCAGUCUAGGCAUCUGCGAACAGUAGUUCAUGUUCUGGAUAAGAUUUUGCCUAUGUUUUACCCUUGCCAGUAUUACCUUUUGAAGAAUGAACUGUUUUUAUCAUACCUCCAUCUAUUUUUGCACUUGGAUAGUGGUAUUCCUCAAGGAAUGACCCAACAAGUCACUCACAAAGUGGCCCAGCAUUUGACAGGAACCAAUUAUGGAGAAAAUGUGAAGCUUCUCAGCAGUAUGAUACAGGCCCACAUUUCUGUAAGCACUAAACCCAAUGAAGUAGGACCUGUUGCUGUUUUAGAAUUCUGGGUCCAGGCCCUCAUAAGCCAGCAGUUUUGGUACCGAGAACAGCCCAUUCUUUUCUUAAUGGACCACUUGUGCAAAGCAGCUUUUCAGUAUGUACAAGAGGAUUGUGUACAAAAACUACUUUACCAACAGCACAAGAAUGCUUUAGGUUAUCACUGUGACCGGAGCUUGCUCUCUUCUUUGAUGAGCUGGAUUGUGGCUGGUAACGUGACCCCAUCUUUUAUUGAGGGAGCUGCUGCUCCCAGUCAGGUUUGGUUUGCUUGGAUUGUCCUGAACAUGGAGUCUAUCUUUGAAGAAGAUUCUCAGCUUCGUAGAGUUGUUGAAGGGGAGCUGGUUAUUAAUUCUACUUUCACUCCUGAGCAAGCUCUUAAGAAAGCCCAAGCACAGUUGAAGUUGCCUAUUGUACCAUCGCUUCAGAGACUACUGAUUUAUCGUUGGGCUCAUCAGGCUUUGGUUACACCUUCUGAUCAUCCUCUUUUGCCACUUAUUUGGCAGAAAUUCUUUCUCCUUUAUCUUUACCGACCAGGACCUCAGUAUGGAUUGCCUGUAGAUGGUUGUAUUGGAAGACGAUUUUUUCAAAGUCCAGCCCACAUUAAUCUAUUGAAAGAAAUGAAGAAACGUCUGGUUGAAGUGGCCGAUUUCCAUCAUGCUGCCAGUAAAGCCCUCCGAGUUCCAGCAGAUGGCGGUGAAGGGCCAGGUGAAAACAAUGCCUGCUCUGCUGGCUAUCUGACUUCCCCAGAGCUUCAUACAGAACUUGUGAGGCUCUUCAAUGUAUUUAUAUUAUGGCUAGAAGAUGAGAACUUUCAGAAAGGAGACACCUGUAUUCCUUCUCUACCAAAACAAUACGAUACUCACAGACUAGCAAAGAUCAUGCAGAAUCAACAGGAUUUGUGGAUGGAGUAUUUGAACAUGGAACGCAUUCGUCAUGAAUUUUGGGAAGCUCUUAAUCUUUGGAUUCAAGUAAAACUUGAAUCCCAUUCCCCACCCAGCAGUUUGUCAGUACAGAUGGAUUUUACUGAUCCUUCAUCAGCCAAAGAGAGGAUCUUGAGCAACUUGAAGAAGCAUGAGGCUCCACAUCCUCCCCUUCUUCUGCAUGCCUUGAAAGCUCCAGUGCCAGUCAUUUCCUCUGCUAGUUUGCUAAAUCAGAAGGAAACUAUGCAGCUUAUCCGCCCAGACCUGAAUCUCUUGCAACAGCAUGCUAAAACUGCAACCCUUCGGGAGUCUCAGCAAGUUGCUCUGGACAGUGAGCUGUUGGAUGCAAUUCCCAAACAGUAUGUUAAUCGAGAAGAGCAGAUCACAUUGCAUUUGGAGUGUCGGGGCAGCAGCAGCAGGAAGUGCCAGGGAGCAGCUGUUGUCACAGUUCAGUUUGAAGGUAAGCAUAAGAAUGAAGCUAUUAGCCAACAACUUCAUGUUUUACUGAAAGAAGUGAAGCAGUUACAAGCAGAAGCUUCCAAGCCACCAUCACAGAAUAUUGUAGAAGCAGCUGUGCAUGCUGAAAACUUGAUUACGGCCUUAGUGAAUGCCUAUAAGUUGCAGCCUACACCUGGUAUUCAAAAAGUUGGCAUUAGCCUCUUCUUUACAGUGGUGGAGUAUGUAUGUGAUGAGACACAAAGGCACCCUCCUACCAGGCAGUUUUUUACCUCCUGCAUUGAGAUUUUAGGACAAGUGUUUAUCAGUGAUACCAAAUCAGAGUGCAAACGAGUGCUCCAGACAAUUUUGAAGAAUAGAAGACUUUGUACUCUUCUUUCUCCUUAUUUUACUCCAAUUGCUGCACCUGAAGAGUUCAUAAAUUUGUAUGAAAAAGUGGUGAAGUUUCUAAGUGAAGAUAAUAGUGAUAUGAUUUUCAUGCUGCUAACCAAGUUCGAUCUUAAACAAUGGUUAAACUCCACUAAACCUCCUCUGUCUGAUCGUACCAGGCUCUUGGAGUCCAUUCAUUUGGCACUUACUGCCUGGGGACUUGAACCGGAUGAAGACAUUUUGAUGUCAUUCAAUAUUUUCUGUAAACACUGGACUUAUCUCCUUCUGUACCAGUUCCCUGACCAGUACAGUGACAUUCUAAGACUGCUCAUGCAGAGUUCAGCUGAGCAGCUACUGAGUCCUGAGUGUUGGAAGGCAACCCUGAAAGCUCUGGGCUGCUCUUCUUCUGAGAGCAAAGAAGGGGACUGUCCACUCCCUGUAACUGAAAGCCCUCUAUUUCCAAGUUCUCCCAAUAUCCUCUUGUCAGAUGAACAGGUAAUGGAGACAAUACAAUGGCUUUCAGAUUUUUUCUAUAAGUUACGGUUAUCCAAGUUGGACUUUAAGAGUUUUGGAUUAUUUUCAAAAUGGACUCCUUAUGUUGCCGAUGUGAGGAAAUUAUUGGAGUACCUUGUGAAACGGCUGAUUGGCUCUGAAAUGGCUUGUUUGGAGCAAGGUCCAUUAACUAAUAGUAGAACAGUGUUGAGGUCUCUCCAUUCACUAAUUGUUCAACUCUUCAAGCCAUGGAUUCUGGUUUUAGAAGACAAUAUAAGCAAUCAACGCUAUUAUCCGUGGCUGGAAAGUGAUGCAUCCAUGGCCUCAAGCGUGGUACAUUUGUUCACCAAAUGUAUUGAGAUUUUGCACGAAAGUUUUAAAGAUAAACUCUUGCCUGGUGAUGAAGGAGCACUUCGGCUACACUUGAUGCAUUAUUGUGAAUCAUGCACAGCAUCCAAAAUGCCAGAAUUUAUUCUCUUUGCUUUCCAUAAUGAAUACCGAAAACUUCCAUGGAGGGACAUGCACCCAGAUCAAGUGCUAAUGGAAGCAUUCUUCAAAGUGGAAAGAGGAAGCCCCAAAAGCUGUUUCUUAUUCUUGGGAUCUAUUUUGUGUGAAGUAAACUGGGUUAGUGUGUUGUCUGAUGCUUGGAAUCCCAAUCCUCGUCCAGAGACAAGAAGCAUGAUUGUCUGCCUGCUCUUCAUGAUGAUCUUACUGGCAAAGGAAGAUCAGCUUGUAGAACAAGAUGAUUCCCCAUUGCUCAAUCUCCUUGGACAGGCGAGCUCUCUUUCCUGGCAUCUUGUAGAUAUUGUGUCAUACCAGAGUGUCAUUGGGUACUUUAGUAGCCAUUAUCCUCCAUCCAUCAUCCUAGCAAAAGCUUCUUCAGCUGAAUUAAUAGUCAAACUCUUAAAAACAUCUGCUGGCUUCAGUGUUCCUACUGAUGGACAAAAGCAUCUUGAUGCAGUUCCAAAAUGCCUAGCUUUCACUCGCCAGGUGGUACAAUUUCUCAGCUCUUUGGAACAAAAUGGAAAAAUUACCUUUUCAGUAUUGGAACAGGAAAUGUCUAAGCUUUUGGAUGACAUUGUUAUCUUUAAUCCACCAGAUAUGGAUAACCAGACACGCCAUAUGGCCCUCAGCAGACUCUUUGUUGAAGUUUUAAUGAUGAUGAAUAAUGCAAGUCUCCCAACGGCCGAGUUUCUUCGGGGCAGUGUCCGCAACUGGAUUGACCAGAAAGUGCAUGGGUUGGUGGUGCUGCCCCUUUUGACAGCAGCGUGCCAGAGCUUGGCAUCUGUGCGACACAUGGCUGAGAUUACAGAGGCCUCUAUCACUGCUUACUUCCAGGAUGACUCUCUGAACCAUCAUUUGGGAUGGGGGCCUAUCCUGGUAUCCCUUCAAGUUCCUGAACUCACCAUAGAAGAUUUUAUUCAGGAAUGCCUAUCCCUUGGAAGUUAUUUGACCCUAUAUGUGUAUAUGUUGCAGUGUUUAAAUAGUGAGCAAACACUAAGAAAUGAAAUGAAAGUGUUACUCACCUUAGGAAAGUGGCUAGAACAGGUAUAUCUCAGCUCUGUGCGAGAUGAGGCAAAGCUCUUUCUGUGGUGGCACCAGGCACUGCACUUAUCCCUGAUACAGGUUGAACAGGAUGAUGCUGUGCUGAUUGGAUCUGUUAUCCGGACUCUUCUUGGGAUCCAGAACAGACAGAGCCAGACAGCAGAGGAGAGGCUGAGCUCAGGGAUACUAGGUGCUAUUGGAUUAGGCAAGAAGUCUCCCUUGUCCAACAGGUUCCGUGUAGUUGCAAGAAGCAUGGCUGCCUUCCUUUCAGUUCAAGUUCCUGGGGAAGAUCAAAUUCGUUUGAAGCCUGGUUCUGAAUUACAUUUCUCUCCAAAAGCUCAGCAGGCACUGAAUACCCUUGAAUCCAUGUCUUCAAGCAAGCAGUAUGUAGAAUAUCAGGAUCAGAUCUCCCAAGCCUCCGAGUUUAUAAAGAAUCCUGGCCAUUGCCUUCAGGAUGGGAAAAGUCUCCUGGCUCUUCUUAUUAACUCUCUGUAUCCAGAAGUGCAUUAUUUGGACAUUAUUCGAUAGCAGCAUCGAGAACCAAGGAAAACCCUGUGAUAAUUUCUGUUUACAUCUGAUGUCUAACUUUGACUCUCUAGGUCCACAGUAGAACUGAGUAGAGCCAAUGAGGAGGGUGGUUGGAAGGAAUGUGGGCACUGAUUAUUUCUACCAGGUAUUUUGGAUGUGUGUAUGUGUGUGUGUGUGUGUGUGUGUGUGUGUGUGUGUAUGUGAGUGUGUGUGUGUGCAUGUGUUUUCUUAGCUAUUAUAGUAACAUUUUGUUGAAGCACCAAGGACUAUUUAGUUUUUUAUUCCUGUGAAAAUAAGAAACUUAAGCUUCACCCUGAUAGAAGAAAGCCAGUGGACCUUGCAGAAUGAUACAAUAAGGCUUAUAGGCCAUAGGACAACUUUUUCUCUAUGUAUUUUGUCAUUCUUCUCCUUGCCUUUAAAACAAACAAACAAAUUACUGAGGUUCACAUAUUAGAAAUGACUACCAGUUGAAGUCAUAUGAAAAAGCUGUACUUUGAAUCUCAUUUAAGUUCCUCAAAAAUAUAGGUGAAGUCUACUUUGUGAUUCUCCUUUGGAAAGUUUGUUGGUUUUCUUAGAUGAGAGAAACCAUGAAAGUUACUAAAUGACACACUUAUUCUGACUUCCUUUUUUCAGUAGUUAUGAGUCAUUAGUACACCUACUCCAACACUGCAGAUCAAAUCCCAAACCCCAUACUUCUGUAUGUAGUUGUCAUAAGUUACUGGGGCCAAGAAAAUGAGUUCCUGGUGGUCAAGUUUUUUUGAUAAGCUCUCCAGGCCCUUUUUCCAGCAGCACGUGUUGCCGGGUAUAUUUUAAGUCUUCCUAACUGUCCAUAGCUAGCACCUGCUGGCCCAGCUUUCAAGAAUUCAGGGGCCACCUCCACUGGGAACACUUCAGGAUGAUUGGAGUGGGUUUGUCCUGGCAAGGCCCUUAAUUCCGUCUAUCACAUCUAUGACUUCAGCUCAGCUUCAAAACUGGAGCAUCUGGAAGUUGAAUGUGCUUUAUAAGUCCGUCCUUGUCUAAAACAGUUAUCACCAUGUCUUGGUUGCUGAUGAGAAGCAGAGGUGGCUGAUAAGUUAUCUCUAUUUGUCUUAUCCUGAAAAGUACAUAAGGAUUCUGUUCAGAAAACUGAAAUCAAAGGGAGAAAAGAAUGAGGACAUCUUCCUGUUCUUUCCUUUAGUUCUUUAUUUGAGUUCCAGUAGAGAUUAGAGAGCCAUUCAAAAUCCCAAGGAAGCUUACUGCUUGGGAUGACCAAUAUUUCUGAACUCUGGAUUUGCUGAACAGGGCACCUUAUAGUCAUUUGAAUUACAUUCAGUUGUUAAAUAUUGAUUACUACCAUCUGACUAGAAUAAAACCAUAUUCUCUUGCCAUUUUUCAAUGUUUUAUUGCUACAUAUUCCUUUCUUCAGAAAUGAGCAAGUAAGCACUGUCUGCUUCAAAUGUAGCUUGAGAACAUGUGUUUCACAUCUUCUCCACAGUCAUGGAGAAUUUUUUAAGAGGCCUAAUGAGCUGAUGGGCACUCCCCGUUCUCAAAAAACCAUUCGAAUGCUUAUUCUUCUAUCAGGCAGCUAUGCAGAAGCGCUCUCAUGUUGAACUUCAUUAAUUAGGUAGAAGAAUUUACAAACAUUCUCUGAAACGUAAUUUUAAAAGCCUUUCAUGAGUGCUUAGGCAGCAAAUUAACAAUUUUCUAGUUUUUCCUGGCUUAGUUUCAUCAGGGUCUUGAUUUUUGCCUCACCUUUGGCUUUGUUAUUUCUCCAGUGCCCAUUUUGCCUUGUCUUUCUCAUAUUGAUGAUCAAAAUCUUAGAAACUCUUAGUUUUUAACUGGGCAUUUUGGCAAUGUUUUCUUUACUACUAAAAGGUAUAGUGCCUUGCUUGUGGGAUGCACUUAAUAUAUUUUCUUGAAUGGAAUUGGCUGGAAACCAUCCCUCCUGCCCUGCUCUGAUUUUAGCAUUUCUGUACCCUUUCUUUGAAGAAAAGGUGGCAGUCACAAACUCUUGACACCAUAGAUGAAAAUAUCAGAGAGCAAUGUAUAUACUUUAAAGAAAAUUAUGUUCAAUCUGUUAACUUUUGGAACUUUAUAAUAUUUAUAAUGAACUUGGUUUGUAAAGAAUUUUAAGAAAUAAAAAAUAUUAUUGGUUGUA